AUGGAGGGCUGGACGCUGGGGCUGGGGCUGCUCACAGCUCUGGCCAUCUCCGGUGCCUGGGCCCUGAACGAGGAGGAGAGGCUCAUCCACUACCUCUUCGAAGAGAAGGGCUAUAACAAGAACCUUCGGCCCGUGGACCACCAGGGGGACAGAGUGGACAUCUCCCUGGCCCUCACCCUGUCUAACCUCAUCUCCCUGAAAGAAGUGGACGAGACCCUCACCACCAACGUGUGGAUAGAGCACGGAUGGACGGACAGCCGGCUCCAAUGGGAUAUGGCCCAAUUCGGGAACAUCAGUGUCCUGCGCCUACCUCCGGACAUGCUGUGGCUCCCAGAGAUUGUCCUAGAGAACAACAAUGAUGCCACCUUCCGGAUCUCCUAUUCCUGCAACACUCUCAUCUACCCCUCUGGCUGGGUCUACUGGCUGCCACCCGCCAUUUUCCAGUCUUCCUGCCCCAUCAGUGUCACGUACUUCCCCUUUGACUGGCAGAACUGUUCUCUCAAGUUCAGCUCUCUGACCUACACAGCCAAAGAAAUUAAUUUACAACUAAAGGAGGAAGUAGAUGAAGUCAGUGGGCGCUCCUACCCAGUGGAAUGGAUCAUUAUAGACCCCGAAGGCUUCACAGAAAAUGGAGAGUGGGAAAUCGUUCACCGGCCUGCCCGGAAAAACAUCGAUGAGAGCGUCUCCCUGGGCAGCACCAGCUACCAGGACAUCACCUUCUACCUCAUCAUCCGGAGGAAGCCCCUCUUCUACAUCAUCAAUAUCCUGGUGCCCUGCGUCCUCAUCUCCUUCAUGAUCAACCUGGCCUUCUACCUGCCCGCCGACAGUGGUGAGAAGACCUCAGUGACCAUCGCCAUCCUGCUGGCCCAGUCUGUCUUCCUGCUGCUCAUUUCCAAGCGUCUGCCCGCUACUUCCCAUGCCAUCCCCCUCAUUGGCAAGUUCCUGCUCUUCGGCAUGGUCCUGGUCACCAUCAUCGUGCUCAUCUGCGUGAUCACGCUGAACAUCCACCAUCGGACACCCAGCACCCACAUCCUCUCUCAGGGCGUCAGGAAGAUGUUCCUGGAGACUCUACCCCGGCUCUUGCACAUGUCCCAGCCAGAAGCGGAACCAGUGCUGGGAUCCCAGAUCCGCCGGAGCAGCUCCCUAGGCUAUAUCUCCAAAGCUGAGGAGUACUUCACCGUCAAGUCACGCAGCGACCUGAUGUUCGAGAAGCAGUCGGAGCGCCACGGGCUCGCCAGCCGGGUCACUCCCGCACGGCGGCCUCCACCAGGGUCCGAAGCGUCCCAACAAGAGCUGUUUAAUGAGAUAAAGCCAGCCGUGGAUGGUGCCAACUUCAUUGUCACCCACAUGAGAGAUCAGAACAAUUACAAUGAGGAAAAGGACAGCUGGAGCCGAGUGGCCCGCACCGUGGACCGGCUCUGCCUCUUCGUGGUGACGCCCCUCAUGAGCCUGGGCACGGCCUGGAUCCUUCUGCAGGGCAUCUACAACCAGCCGCCCCUCCAGCCUUUCCCGGGGGACCCCUUUACUUAUGCUGAGGAGGACAAACGCUUCAUCUAGGAGCAGCCCACGAGGAGGCCCAGACAGUCCAGCCUCCGGCCCGUGGAUGGAGGCCGAGCGGGGCCUCGGCCCUGUGUGCUGGGGGUCUGAACGAGGGAGUCUGGGGAGAGACGGAGCCUGCCGGGGCCCUAGUUCUGGCGGAGGCCCCGAAGAGACGCCCUGCUGGAAGGCCAGGCCGGGGGGGGGGGGGCGGUGCGAUGGGCCGGCCGGGCCACCCUCCUGAGGACGGAGGAGCCGUCGGCUUUGGGGACGUUUCUGUUGAAGCGUUUCCGGUCAGCUCAGUGAGUCGCUGACUUCUGGUGGGCAGCUGUCCGAGGCCAGCCCCCCCCGCCCCCAUUUACAGAUGAGGCAAUAAA
Molecule: messenger RNA, 1913 nt
Organism: Gracilinanus agilis (Agile Gracile Mouse Opossum)
Lineage: Eukaryota; Metazoa; Chordata; Mammalia; Didelphimorphia; Didelphidae
Gene: CHRND
Product: cholinergic receptor nicotinic delta subunit
Exons: 12
Coding region: 1-1557 (518 amino acids)
Biological process (GO): monoatomic ion transmembrane transport; chemical synaptic transmission; nervous system process
Cellular component (GO): postsynaptic membrane; synapse; neuron projection
Molecular function (GO): acetylcholine-gated monoatomic cation-selective channel activity; transmembrane signaling receptor activity
Source: RefSeq, a predicted model, not a curated record